CAUAUGCCCCAUGCCGUACUUGCCGCUGCUAUACCAGUGUUGUGUUAUUCGUUCUUUUGUCUUUCUCUUGGAUUCUUGCUUGUGACCGUCUUAUUGAAGACUAGAGACGGGUUUAAUUGUGAGUUGCUCCUUAGCCUUUCAUCCACAUCUGCUAACCCUUUCAAAGAUGUUACGUUAUUUGCUCUUGCAACAACAUGCACUACCAUAGUGUCGAUCAUUCAACAAUGCACUUAUAUCGCUAAUUGGCACGACCUGCGAAUCCAACAAUACGAGCAAUCCAUCAUUGUCAAAGGCAACCCAGCGCUGGCACUGGGUCCUCUGUCUCGAGGGUUCAAUGCUGUCUUGUUUUGGACGAUCUUAUAUUUUUACAAUGUUGACUCAAUCACCAUGCUCUUCUGGGCAAUCGCACUGGUGUUCAGUGUAUGGAACAUUCGACCAAGAUGGCUUCAACAGUGGCAAGGUGUCAUCAGCUGGAUCUCCAAGGUUUUGGCAGUCGUGCUUCCCGCCAUAUUCUCGGGGUUGCGAAAAGGAUUUCAGGUCAAUGCUGGAUUCAUUGGCACUCUGAUUUUGAUGAAUUUACUGAUGCUCGUGAGCUUUGCGUUUGGCGCAAUUUGUGUCAUUCUCAUCCUCUUCAAAUAUCUACGAGCCAAGAUAGGCUUCGACAGCUAUGCAUCCGCAUCUGCAUCAAAGUCAUACGCAGCAGGUAGCGUGACUGCANNGGGGGAGACCACGACUAGCCGAGUGGGACGCUCAGCUACUAAAGGACUCAGAGCCCGGGUCGAUGGAUGGCUCGUGGUGCGCUUCACCAUCGCCUUCCUGAUCCUAAGUGGCUUCGAGAUCUUCCUCAUCUCUUUCGAAGUCAACAGAUACCACAAGACAAAAAGUGCGAAAAUUGCUGGCGCGCCAGACUUUGGUGUGCGCGCUUCCGUCGUCGACGUCCUGAACUACCUGCCCGGCGUUACUGCAAGUCUACUAGCUUUCCUUCUUUUCGGAACCACCGCACAACAACGAGCUAUGUAUGCUCCGAUGCUGGCUGCUCUCUACCCCGCCCAAUGGCGCAGACGACCAAAGUCAAGCAGAUUCAGUGGCAACGUGGAUCAAUGGACGCGUAUGGAUGCAGGAGACUCAAGGCCGUCUGAUCAAACAAUGCAUAGGGAUAUUGAGAUGCAAUUGCCGACGAGGAAGGACAAGGUCACGAGGACUAUCAUCACGACAGUGGAGAGUGAAGAAGCUCUGUUCAGUCCACCACCGAUACCCGCCGAGAGGAAGGCGCACGUUGCAAUCUUGGACGAUCGGGACAACAAGAGGUUAACGAGAUAA
Molecule: messenger RNA, 1320 nt
Organism: Aureobasidium musti
Lineage: Eukaryota; Fungi; Ascomycota; Dothideomycetes; Dothideales; Saccotheciaceae
Source: the annotation of a GenBank genome assembly